AUAUAUUUUACAAAUGUAUAAGCCUUACUUCUUUAAACACUGACUACAGUGAACGUUUUUGGUCAUUUGGAAAUUUCACAAGGCAUAAGGAGGGGAGGAGUGAAAUUGUGUUCUAAAGAUGACGUCAUAUCGUCGUAACGACCAAUGAAUGAAGUUCUAAAUUCAUACGCUACUCUAUGGAAACAGUUACUGAUGAAUAGUCACUAAUUUCCUUGAAAAAAAUGAUUGUUUAGGUAAACCAUUUAAAAUAUGGUAGGAAAAAACAUCUGACCUAUGAUUGCGGUUCAUAUGCACUAACGCAACGCCAGUUUCCUCUUAAAAGGUACCUGAAACAGGUUUUAACGGUUAUAAUACAUUUAUAGUUUGACAAAUGUCUACAGUAUAUCAAAUAUAUCAAAACAAUAAAGUUAAUAUCGACGGAACACUAAAGUUGCCCUCAAUACGGAAGUAGGUCGUAUUCUCAAGAAUGUUCUAUAAAAGUAAAUAUAUUCCUUGAAAUGUGUGUUAUAUUCCUUGAAAUAUGCGGAUAAUGUAGAUUUACUAUAAACUAUAGUUGUCGUGCAACGGACAUAACUUUGAAUAGAAUCGUUGUUACUUUUGCACGAGCUGCUUUACUUUCACAUUUUCACAUGUCAACGUUACUGGAUAUACACGGUGAUAUACGUAUAACUAUAAAAAGAAAACAAAACACAAAAUUUAAGGCGUAUAAUCAACGUUUAAUGAUUAAAACGUUCCUCUUGAUCUUUAGUAUAAUGCCUAAUCUACUUUUCAAUGAUAACAUUCAUAUAAUACACGCCAUGUCUCUAUUGGCACAAAAACUAAACAGUUCUACAAACAAAAUCCAGGAAGUUGUUUCUAUAUUUAGGUUUUUGAGAAUUCGAAAUCUGCCCUGAUAUAUUAUUUGUAUUGAAUAAUCCAGAGUUGAAAUCAUUGAACAUUACUGCUGAAGACGAUAGGUUUCGAUUUUUAUAUGAAAUGGCUUGUAAAGGUAAACACUCAUCAUCCCGUCAUCUUUUGGUCGCAGCUUUUGACUUUGGAACAACAUACAGUGGCUACGCUUUUUCCUUUCGCGACGAUCCGAUGAAAAUACAAACAAAUCAGGGGUGUAACGCUGGCAGCGAGAAGCUUAUAUCACUUAAAACAUCCACAUGCGUUCUUCUGAAUCAACGUAAGGAGUUUGACUCGUUUGGGUUUGAGGCAGAGAUCAGGUACUCUGAUCUUGCCGAAGAUAACAAACACCAUGGCUGGAUGCUAUUUCGCAGGUUUAAGAUGUUGCUUUAUAAUAAUGAGGGAUUGAAUAGAUCAUCAAAGGUAAAAGACAUUAAUGGGAAAGCUAUGCCAGCAAUGGAGAUAUUUUCUAUGGCUAUUAGAUUUCUCCGAAAUCAUUUGCUAACAGCAAUCAACAAACAGACAGUUGGUUUGAACGAGAAAGACAUACAAUAUGUCGUUACAGUACCAGCUAUUUGGAAUGACAACGCAAAACAAUUUAUGAGAGAAGCUGCAAUAAUGGCAGGACUGGAUUCAACACGUUUGAAACUUUCUCUUGAACCCGAGGCGGCCUCGAUUUGGUGUCAAAUGGUAUCAACUGAUCUUAAGAAGUCUGUGUCUGAUGUCGGAUGCCAGUACAUGGUCGUUGACUUACGAGGAGGAACAGCGGACAUAUCAGUCCAUGAAAAGAAAGCAGAUGGCUCUCUUAAAGAAAUUCACAAAGCAAGCGGUGGUCCUUGGGGUGGUACUGCUGUCGACAAGAACUAUUUUGACUGGCUGACAAAUCUUUUUGGAGAAAGGACGAUGGAGAGGUUUAAAAAGGAACAAAUGGCUGACUACUUUGAUGUCCAAGUGAUAAUUUGAAAUAAAGAAACGCAAUAUAACAACAAAUUCACAGGGGAAAAUCACAUUCAGAGUGUCUGCUUCGCUCAGAGAAAUAUAUAGAGAGGUCGAAAAUUCUGACUUAAAAGGGAAAGUCAGAGAUAUGGGUUUAGCUGACAAAGUUACAUUCUCAAGCGAUAAACUGCGACUUGACGUAUCGAUUGUUCGAGGUUGGUUUGAAGCCCCAUUAAACGAAAUAGUUGCCCAUGUUAAACAUCUCCUUGUUGAAAGAAAAAUGAAGUAUGUGCAGAGAAUAUUACUCGUUGGUGGGUUUGGGGAAUGCCAGCUUGUUCACGAGGAAAUGAAAAGAAAUAUUCCGAACAAAACCAUUAUAAUACCCAAUGAGGCUGGUCUUGCUGUACUUAAAGGAGCGGUUCGGUUCGGACAUAUGCCUAAUGUUGUGUCUUCCAGAGUAAUGAAGUAUACAUAUGGCGUUUCAGUAGUGAGAAUCAAUGUUAAAGAAUCACUUCCUGAUUCUGAUAACGAGGACAAUUAUUCAUUAACAAACAAUUGUUCAGAGAGUGACGACUCUAGCGAUAUUUCAUUCAAUGAUCUCGAAGCCGUAUACAGCUCGGGGUCAGAUGAUGACUUCAACGAAUUUGAUUUUGGUAUGAGGUUCGGCAGAAGUCAGCGCUGUCGCGACGGCGGUAGCCAAGGUGAUAACCAGUCGACUGCGGAUAAAGAGUCAGAUGAAAAUGUUAUUCAUAACGUUUUUGACAAGUUUGUUGAAGUAGGAGAUGGACAUCCUGUUGGUCACGAAGUACGUAGAGUUUAUAUUCCAACGAAUCCUCGUAUGGCGGAGAUAUCCGUUUAUUGUACCAGCGAUCCCUAUCCACAGUUUGUUACUGACCCAGGUUGCGAACAGCUUGGCGUUCUGUCAAUAGAAUUCCCAGACGGAGAAACCUGUGAAGACAACAAAAAUGAGGUUACAUUGAUAUUUGGUGAUACGGAGCUUGUUGUUAAAGCGAAAAUCUUACGCACGGGGCUUGAAUUUUUCACAAAGAUUGACUGUCUUAAAUAAAGAUACUGGCUGUAUAUGAUA
Ruditapes philippinarum (Manila clam) is the source of this 2911-nucleotide messenger RNA. Its product is annotated as heat shock 70 kDa protein 12B-like. The record is from RefSeq and is a predicted model, not a curated record. The transcript has 5 exons. Lineage: Eukaryota; Metazoa; Mollusca; Bivalvia; Venerida; Veneridae. Gene Ontology annotation, molecular function: ATP binding; ATP-dependent protein folding chaperone. Bases 976 to 1851 code for a protein of 291 amino acids.